Molecule: messenger RNA, 3824 nt
Organism: Crotalus tigris (Tiger rattlesnake)
Lineage: Eukaryota; Metazoa; Chordata; Lepidosauria; Squamata; Viperidae
Gene: NUDT7
Product: nudix hydrolase 7
Exons: 5
Coding region: 56-778 (240 amino acids)
Biological process (GO): coenzyme A catabolic process; nucleoside diphosphate metabolic process
Molecular function (GO): acetyl-CoA hydrolase activity; manganese ion binding; coenzyme A diphosphatase activity
Source: RefSeq, a predicted model, not a curated record
UCCACGUCAACAGAGCGAAUAGGCGCGCAAGGUAGGAAAGGCGACCUGGUGGCCGAUGGUAAAGAUGGCGGCUGCGGAUGGCGAGCCGGGCAGAAUGAGCAUAAAAGAAAAGGCAAAGCUGCAAUUAAGGAAGCUUGACAUUGGAGACAGAUUUUCCAACAUUCAAUUACCAAAAGCUUCAGUUCUUAUUCCAUUGAUGGUCAAAGAUGGAAAGCUGUGUCUUCUUUUCACUGUUAGAUCAAUGAAGUUGAGAACAUCUCCAGGAGACGUUUGCUUUCCAGGAGGUAGAAGUGAUCCAGCAGACACAGAUGAAGUUGCCACAGCUCUUCGAGAAGCUAAAGAAGAAGUGGGUCUUCUUCCUGAACAGGUGGAAGUCAUCUGUAGACUUGUUCCUGGAAUAGAUAAAACUCAUUCUAUCGUAACUCCAGUUGUAGCCCUCAUAGAAGACACUUUUCAAGCCCAACCAAAUCCAGAAGAAGUCAGUCAUGUGUUCUCAGUGCCACUGGAAUAUUUUAUACAUCCCAGGAAAUACAGUGUUGUGCCUUUACAAAGAAAUGGACACGUUCCAUAUUUGAUGCAUUUCUUUGAAUACAAUGACCCAGAGCAUCAGAUGUCAUUUACCGUGUGGGGAUUGACUGCACGUUUUGCAGUCUUUGUUGCUGUUGCCAUUUAUGAGGAGAAACCGACAUUUGAAGUUGAAUUUGACCUGGAUAAUUUGAAUUCUUCAGUUGAGAAAUACUUGAUGAUGCGCUACAAUAGUAUAAAAAGCAAACUUUGACAGGGAUUUGGCUUGGUCAGUGAUGCUGCAGAAUUAAUCAUUCACAUGGGUCAGAUAUUUUAGGUAUGUAUGGCCUUGUAUUAAGGCACUCUUUCACUUAAAGCAUUGCAGUCGUAAUUGUUCUAUAUUUUUUUCAUAGCGAUAUCGGAAUCAUAGCUGAUGGAUGUGGUAUGUUCAUCGCAAGAUACUCUAUUACACAACUCACAUUUCUGUUUAUUAAGUCCGGAAGCAGGUGUUUCUUGGUUAUGCCUCUGAUAUUACAGAACUGCCAGUUUUAAAAGCUCCAGGAAGUAAUCAGUAGCGUAGCUACUUAUAUUGAUUUUAUUUAGAACCCUUAGCAUGUGGUUGUUGCCUUCUCUUGCAUUUUUCUUCUAGCCCUUUUUUCAAUCUAGAAAUUUAGCUUCUUUUCCUUCAGGAACGGAGCAUCUAAAACUUAAUGUCCAUUCAAGGUUGAAAGACAGCUGCUUCUGAAAUUUUACUGGCACAUGAAUGGUGGCGAAGUUUUAAAAUUCUGGCUUUUUUAGUUGCCUUGUUUGGCCACCAAAUAAAUUUGAAGCAUCUUCCUUUCCAAUUUUCGUAAGGCUGGGGACAAGAGAGAAUUUUGUAGCAGGUUAGAGUAAGUGCUUCUCAACAGUAUAAGUGAGGGAGCACCAGAAAGUUCAGCCUAACUACUAGUAAUCUGUCUUAAGCAUCGUUUACAGGCUUACCCUUGUUAGGAAGCGUCUGCCAGUAAGAUUUAAACCAUUUUUGGUUGUAAAAACCACAAUUUAUCCUAACGUUCACCAAAACCUAGGAGAUGGACAGGGUCUCAAGUCCAACCUUUUUUUUUUUUAAAGAAUACUGUUGUAAAUGUACGUCAGCCUCCUUAAUUCCACCUGCACCCAUACUAUUUUUCCAGUUACAGGUUAUGCCAAGAGCCUAAAAAAAUGAAGUGGGGGGGGGGAAAUCCCUCCAGGAGUUGAGAAAAUAUGUGAGGGAAAAGAGUGUUUUUGUUCGAAAACUGAAUUAUAAAAAAGAAGCAAACAUCCAGGUAGGGGCUGGAGAGAAUGAGGGAAGGUUCAUAUAGGAACCUGCAGACGGAGUAGGAUUUAACUAUUGUAAUUACGUCUCUUGUCUACCAAAGUUGUUGCCAUAGUAAUUUGGUUUGGCUGAGAAAUUAAAAUGUAAAACCUCUACCCAUGGAGCAAGUCCCACUGUUUGGAAAGGUUUGGUUUUGCUUUUCCUGGAAGAGGAGGGGGAAAAAAAAAUAGCACCAGGCACUGUAUUGCUCUCAUUUUGUGAGAAAUAACAGGAACAUCUUGGCAUUAAAAAAAAAAAAGUCUUUGAAUUAAGUAAGAGGCAUCGCUUUUUGACCUCAGGUUUUUCAUAAAUAUGAUAGCAGCAUUCGGAUAUGCACUUCUUCCAGGUUCCCUGAUUUAAAGUGUGAAUUGACAGAUGUUUCUAUCCCCCACCGUAUCACGUGAAUUUGAAAUUAUUAAUAUAAAUUAGAUCCCAGGGAAGCAGUAGAAUUGAUUCUUUCUGGGAGUUGAAGUCCACGAGUCAUAAAAGAGCCAAGGUUGCCUACCUCUGCUCUAGUCUAAGAGCACGCUCUGAGGCUAGUAAAUCUGGGCUGCAAAAUUCUGUGUCCAGCAGCUUUCUUGGUUAGUACAGCCCACACUAGGUAGCUGGAACAAAGUCAAAUAGCCAGUCCUGGGAAGGGUAGGGGUUGAGGAAUACAAAUGGAGCUAUGAAAAAGCAAGCGGCAUGUUGGAGGAACCAUAAGGUCUACAGGCGCAUUAUAUAAAAAUGCCUUUAAAAAGAACUUAAUGAAGCAUAAUUGUUCAAUGAAUGUAUUUUAUAGCAUGAAAUGUUGACUGUCAUCUAGGAAAGAAAUGGAUCAUUAUGUCAGAAGUGUAAAUGCAACUGGUUUACGGAAUGCCAUUCUGCUAAGGCUAAAGGUGACCUCCCAAAGCCUUAGAUGCAAACUUCAGACAUCUGAGCUAUGGUAUCUUGUUCAUUCAACUAUGUUUAAAACAACACAGGUUUAUUGUGAUUUCUGAAUCCAGCAAGACUGGUGAGUCUUUAGCUUACCUUGAUGAAAAUACGUUCUCCAAUCUAGGUUUUUUUUUUUUUAAUUUGCAACAUUUAUUAAAACAAUCCUGGUUUUAACCACGCUGGAUCUCACAGAGCAGCUAAAACCAAACCAUAUAUAUAUAUACACAUACACAUACACAUACAUACAUACAUAUAUACAUAUAUAUAUAUAUACAUACAUACAUACAUACAUACAUACAUACAUACAUACUAAAAUUAAUAGUCAAUUAGAGAUGCAAGAAAAAAUGCAUGAAGCAAUCUCUAUCCAACUGGAAAAGGAUAGUUCUUUAUCAAUUCAAGAAUGGAAGAUGCCUUCUGAGGCUCCGUGUGUAUUAUAUUCCAUGAUAUAAGGGCCACCAAAGAAGGUGUGUCACAAAACUAGUUGUGGAACCACAAACAGCACCUGAAAUGGUGCCUACUAAUCACUAGUUUAGAAAUACGUGCUUGUGGGUUGAAAUGUUGCCACUGUCUCUUUGGAAUGUAGGAUGUCUCUUCCUUGCUGUUUCUAAUUGUUAUACAGUUUCUAAUGUACAUAAAAAUAGAAGAUGUGUCCUGCUGGGCAGAUCAAACAUCCACCUGUCUAAUCCAGCAUCCUGUUUUUCACAGUUGGCCAAUGCAGAUGUUUCCAGGAAGCCCACAAGUGGAGCCUGGUGAAGACAUUGAACCUUGUUCCCCCUCAACUAACUUUCAGUGGCUUCCCAAUUCAGAAGAUAAAACUAUUGUGGCGAGGAGAAGUUGGUUAUUUUCGUUUUGUUUCUGUCUAAUAAAAAUAGUAAGAAUUGUAAGAAAACUAAAACAAUGUGCUUGGAAAUAUAGAUUAGAAAUCUGAAGAACCUACUGUUUUGUGGGUGUCCAUCACUGGAGGUUUUCAAGAAAAGAUUAGACAGCCAUUUGUCCAGAAUGGUAUAGGGCAGGGGUCUUCAAACUUGGCCCUUUUAUGACUUGUGAACCUCAACUCCCAGAAAUCCUCACA